AGCCCGCUGAGGGGCCUUGCCCUGUCCCGGGGUCCGGUCGUGUCCUCAGGUCGCCCCCUGUCUCAGCGUCCCUCUCAGACUCCGGGCUCCCCCGGCGCCUGGCCAGGAGAAGAAAACCCACCUUUAUCUUCAGAAACAAAAUGGAAUGACAGAGCAGAAACGGUGAUAAUUGGAGGUGGCUGUAUCGGUGUGAGUCUGGCUUAUCACUUGGCCAAAGCGGGCAUGAGAGAUGUGGUCCUGCUGGAGAAGUCGGAGCUCACGGCUGGGUCUACCUGGCAUGCGGCAGGUCUAACAACUUAUUUUCAUCCUGGAAUAAACUUGAAGAAAAUACACUAUGAUAGCAUCAAACUUUAUGAGAAACUGGAAGAAGAAACUGGACAGGUGGUGGGAUUCCAUCAGCCAGGUAGCAUCAGAAUCGCUACAACUCCCAUACGGGUAGAUGAAUUUAAAUACCAAAUGACACGCACCGGCUGGCAUGCUACAGAACAGUAUAUUAUUGGACCUGAAAAAAUCCAAGAGAUGUUCCCUUUACUUAACAUGGAUAAGAUUUUAGCUGGACUGUAUAACCCUGGAGAUGGUCACAUUGAUCCUUAUUCUCUUACGAUGGCCUUGGCUGCUGGGGCUAGGAAAUAUGGGGCCCUUUUAAAAUAUCCCGCACCUGUAACUUCUCUGAAACCCAGGUCAGAUGGAACAUGGGAUGUUGAAACGCCACAAGGAUCUAUGCAAGCAAACAGAAUUGUGAAUGCUGCAGGGUUCUGGGCACGUGAAGUAGGUAAAAUGAUUGGCCUGGAACAUCCUCUCAUCCCAGUCCAACAUCAGUACGUGGUUACCUCCACCAUCCCGGAAGUGCAAGCUCUGAAGCGAGAACUCCCUGUGCUCCGGGACCUGGAAGGGUCCUAUUACCUCCGGCAGGAGCGGGAUGGGCUUCUAUUUGGACCCUACGAGAGUCAAGAGAAGAUGAAGGUCCAGGACUCCUGGGUCACUGGAGGGGUCCCCCCAGGCUUUGGAAAGGAGCUCUUUGAGUCUGACCUAGACCGAAUCAUGAAACAUGUGGAAGCAGCCAUGGAGAUGGUUCCAGUCUUGAAAACGGCUGACAUCAUCAACGUUGUCAACGGUCCUAUCACGUACUCCCCUGACAUUCUGCCCAUGGUUGGCCCACACCAGGGGAUCAGAAACUACUGGGUGGCUGUAGGCUUUGGGUACGGCAUCAUCCACGCUGGUGGGGCAGGGAAGUACCUCAGCGACUGGAUCCUGCAGGGAGAGCCUCCUUUUGACCUGAUAGAACUGGAUCCCAACCGCUAUGGCAAAUGGGCCACAGCUCAGUACACCGAGGCCAAAGCCAGAGAAUCGUACGGAUUCAACAACAUUGUUGGCUUCCCUAAGGAAGAGCGCGCAGCAGGGCGGCCCACGCAGCGAGUCAGCGGGCUCUACCGGACCCUGGCACCCAAGUGCUCCAUGGGGUUCCACGCGGGCUGGGAGCAGCCAAACUGGUUCUACAGACCCGGCCAGGACACUCAGUACAGGCCAAGUUUUCACCGCACAAACUGGUUUGAGCCGGUGGGCUGUGAGUAUAAACAAGUUAUGCAAAGCGUGGGAGUGAUCGACCUGACCCCGUUUGGCAAGUUCCACAUCAAAGGCCAGGACUCUGUGAGGCUGCUGGAUCAUCUCCUGGCCAAUGUCAUCCCAAAGGUGGGUUUUACAAAUAUAAGCCACAUGUUGACGCCCAAAGGUCGUGUGUACGCCGAACUGACUGUUUCUCACCAAUCCCCUGGCGAGUUUCUGUUAAUAACUGGUUCUGGAUCCGAACUUCAUGAUCUUAGAUGGAUCGAGGAGGUAGCCGGCAAAGGUGACUACAACGUUGAGAUUAGAAACAUAACUGAUGAGCUGGGCGUCCUUGGCAUUGCCGGGCCACACGCGAGGAGGGUCCUUCAGAAGCUGACCUCUGAAGACCUCAGUGAAAGUGCUUUCAAGUUUCUGCAAACCAAGUCCUUCAAGGUUUCCGGCAUUCCUGUCACUGCUAUUAGGAUAUCGUACACUGGUGAGCUGGGCUGGGAGCUGUACCACAGGCUGGAAGACACGGCCGCCCUCUACGAGGCCAUCAUGAACGCGGGGCAGCAGGAGGGGAUCGACAAUUUCGGAACCUACGCCCUGAACGCCUUGAGACUGGAGAAAGCUUUCCGCGCCUGGGGGGCCGAGAUGAACUGUGACACAAAUCCCUUGGAAGCGGGACUGGAAUAUUUUGUCAAGCUAAACAAGCCAGCAGACUUUGUAGGAAAGCAGGCACUGAAACAGAUUAAAGCCGAGGGGCUGACACGGAGGCUGGUCUGCCUCACCUUGGCAACGGACAACGUGGACCCAGAGGGAAAUGAAAGCAUCUGGUAUGGUGGCAAGGUGGUUGGCAACACAACAUCUGGCAGCUACAGCUACAGCAUCCAGAAGAGCUUGGCUUUUGCUUAUGUCCCUGUAGAGCUAAGUGGAGUGGGACAGCAGGUGGAAGUUGAACUAUUAGGUAAAACUUAUCCGGCAACUAUCAUACAAGAACCCUUGGUAGUGACAGAACCAACUAGAAACCGGCUUGAGAAAAAAGGUGGAAAGGACAGAACUUGAAAAACACCUUAUCAGUCAGCUGAAAUCUACUCGCUAUACAACUGUACUUGAAAUUAUUAUAAUUGGUUCCAGGGGUAUAGAGGGUCCCAAGAAUUCAUUGCAAAACCAAGAAUCUAGAUUUAGACUCUUAAAACCUUUCUCCUAAUUGAUUCCUGAGCAAGACAGGGUAAUGAAUGAGUGAUUUACAGCAUUUUUU
Molecule: messenger RNA, 2803 nt
Organism: Fukomys damarensis (Damara mole-rat)
Lineage: Eukaryota; Metazoa; Chordata; Mammalia; Rodentia; Bathyergidae
Gene: Dmgdh
Product: dimethylglycine dehydrogenase
Exons: 16
Cellular component (GO): mitochondrion
Molecular function (GO): protein binding; oxidoreductase activity
Source: RefSeq, a predicted model, not a curated record